Messenger RNA from Hemiscyllium ocellatum (epaulette shark), 1387 nucleotides. Its product is annotated as protein FAM131A-like. NCBI's taxonomy places the organism in Eukaryota, Metazoa, Chordata, Chondrichthyes, Orectolobiformes, Hemiscylliidae. Bases 189 to 1070 code for a protein of 293 amino acids. The transcript has 6 exons. The record is from RefSeq and is a predicted model, not a curated record.
GUAUAGGCUCCAAAACAACUAUUGUGGCAGUAGAUACUACCUUACGUGUGGAGUGGAAGGAAGUGAAGUCAGCGGCAGCUCUCUUGCCAUUGGGAAACACUACGACUUCUCUAGUACGAAGGCUAGCACACCAGACAUCAGUAGAGAGCCCGGAAACUGCUGAGGUAAAUGUUGAAGACACUAUUGAAAUGUUACCGAAAUCAAGACGCGCACUUACAAUCCAGGAGAUUGCUGCACUUGCAAGAUCAUCUUUGCAUGGUUUCUCCCAAGUUGUAAAAGACCAUGUAACUAAACCUACUGCCAUGGCUCAGGGUCGAGUUGCUCACCUCAUAGAAUGGAAGGGUUGGUGUAAGCCCAUGGAAUCUCCAAUGACUCUGGAGAUUGAUUUCAAUUCCUACUCAGACUUAAGUGAAGGUGAACAGGAAGCAAGAUUUGCAGCAGGUGUGGCAGAACAAUUUGAGAUUGCAGAGGCUAAACUCAAAGCGUGGUCAUCUGUUGACGGCGAUGAUUCAAAUGAUGACUCAUAUGAUGAAGAUUUUGUACCAACUAGUGACAGCACCCUGCCAGCUGAUGCAGCUGGACAGUACCCACAAGUGAAUUACUCGAGAGAAAUGCUGCAUGGCCAUUUGUGCAAACUCACAGUGAGACAGGCAUCAUGUGAGCAGGAAAGUGAUUCCUCCCAAACUGUCUCCCCAGAGACCCUUUGUUCAAGUCUGUGCAGUCUGGAAGAUCACCCUUUGCUUAAAAUGGAGCUGGGGUCCCCCACCGAAUUAGCCACAAAACUGUUUGGUCAGAUCAGUGCAAUGACUGGUCAUAGGGACAUGAUCUCUCAGCUGCAACCAAACAGCAACACUGAAUGUGCCUUUAGGAACCUUAUCUGUGAGGACUCCUCUUAUUCUGUGUCUUAUGCUGAAUCUUGUUUUACUCCGGAGGAAGAUGACUUGUCAUGUCAAGAUUACAAAACCAUCUGUAAGAAGGAGGACGGCGAGUAUGAGGGACGUAGAAAAGUAUCAGACGUUGCUUCCUCAGGUGUAGUAUCUCUGGAUGAGGAUGAUGCAGAAGAUCAAUGAAUUCUUUGUGACCCUGGCAUGUGUUUCUCCCUUUGAUACUGGUCUUGAGGCGUCCAAACAAUCGGUCUGUAUUUUGUAAAAGACUGUAAAAAUAACCUUUGCACAAAUAAUUGCCUGAGGUUUGAUGCGAAGGUUCAAGCACUUCACAGGUUUGCAUGCUAUGAAGUGCCGAACUGUUUGCUGAAAUGUUCUUAGCACGGUAUGUAGCUCAAGCUUUGAGAAUCUUUCGUACUGAUCUUUAAAUUACUUGCUCUGUUAUUUUUCAUGCUGGAAAGCAUUCUCCAGUCACAAUGGCAUGGCUAUGUCUUGUGCUAAAA